AUGUCGCCACACCACGCCACGCUACACCACGCCACACCACGCUACACCACGCCACACCACGCUACGCCACGCCACACAACGCUAUGCCACGCUACGCCACGCCACGCCACGCUACGCCACGCAACGCAACGCUACGCCACCCCACGCUAUGCCACCCUACGCCACACCACACCACACCACGCCACACCAAGCCACGCUACGCCACACCACGCUACGCCGAACCACGCCAUGCCACACCACGCUACGCCACGCCACACAACGCUAUGCCACGCUACGCCACGCCACGCCACGCCACACCACGCCACGCCACGCAACGCAACGCUACGCCACCCCACGCUAUGCCACCCUACGCCACACCACACCACACCACGCCACACCAAGCCACGCUACGCCACACCACGCUACGCCGAACCACGCCAUGCCACACCACGCUAUGCCACGCCACACCAAGCCACGCUACGCCACGCCACCCCACGCUAUGCCACCCUACGCCACGCCACGCCACGCCACACCACGCAACGCAACGCUACGCCACCCCACGCUAUGCCACCCUACGCCACACCACACCACGCCACACCAAGCCACGCUACGCCACACCACGCUACGCCGAACCACGCCAUGCCACACCACGCUAUGCCACGCCACACCAAGCCACGCUACGCCACGCCACCCCACGCUAUGCCACCCUACGCCACGCCACACCACGCUAUGCCACGCUACGCCACGCCACACCACGCUACGCCGAACCACGCCAUGCCACACCACGAUAUGCCACGCCACACCAAGCCACGCUACGCCACGCUACGCCACGCUACGCCGAACCAUGCCAUGCCACACCACGCUAUGCCACGCCACACCACACCAUGCUACGCCACGCCACGCCACGCCACGCUAUGCCGAACCACGCCAUGCCACACCACGCUACACCACGCCACACCAAGCCACGCCACGCUAAGCCACUGUAUAAAGUAUCGUAUUGUUCCUUAUAUUGUCUUGUCUUGUCAUGCCACCCAACACCACUGCACGCCACGUCACGUCCAGUCUUGCCAAGUCACGCCACGCCACCCCCCGCCACGUCACACUACUGUAUAA
Notolabrus celidotus (New Zealand spotty) is the source of this 1092-nucleotide messenger RNA. RefSeq names its product histidine-rich protein PFHRP-II-like. Lineage: Eukaryota; Metazoa; Chordata; Actinopteri; Labriformes; Labridae. The transcript has a single exon. The record is from RefSeq and is a predicted model, not a curated record. Bases 1 to 1092 code for a protein of 363 amino acids.